UUUAUCUACCUAAAGGUAUCUUCACGCACAACUGGAUAGGCCUUUUGGAUACGCUUGUCCAAGGCCCAAGACAUAAAGUUGCCUGAAAGCUGUGUAACAAUCAUUCCAUUGCUGACCCAUAGGAUGGUAAUCACGUACAUGAUUGGCUUAAUCUAGAAUCAUGGAUACCUUUCAUACCCUCUCAUCACAAGAUGGAACUAGUGGUCAACAUUGGGACAAUGCAGCCAUAAAUAACAUGGACCAAUAUUUUAAUGGAGUGAGCAAGACCUGCCAGCAGAGCUCACUGGAGCAGGGAGACAUCCCGUCAUCCUUUUGGCACCUGACAAAGCUUGAGAUUCAAAUCCUGCUGAACGAUGUUAAGCAUUCGAUUAACCACAUGCAGGGGACGCUGAACACCAUGCAGGGGCAGUGUAUUGAGUUGCAGACUGCCAUGUCUAAGAUCAUCACAGCAGCCGAAGUUGCUGUGCAGAGGGAGGAGAUCCCCCGAGCAUCAGGCCUCAACCCGUCACAGAGGGAGGUUAUCCUCCAAACAGCCAGUGUCCCUGCACAGACGGAGGGUAUCCUCCAAACAGCCAGUGUCCCUGUACAGAGGGAGGGGAUCCUCCAAACAGCCAGUGUCCCUGUACAGAGGGAGGGGAUCCUCCAAACAGCCAGUGUCCCUGUACAGACGGAGGGUAUCCUCCAAACAGCCAGUGUCCCUGUACAGAGGGAGGGUAUCCUCCAAACAGCCAGUGUCCCUGUACAGAGGGAGGGUAUCCUCCAAACAGCCAGUGUCCCUGUACAGAGGGAGGGUAUCCUCCAAACAGCCAGUGUCCCUGUACAGAGGGAGGGUAUCCUCCCAACAGCCAGUGUCCCUGUACAGAGGGAGGGUAUCCUCCAAACAGUCAGUGUCCCUGUACAGAGGGAGGGUAUCCUCCAAACAGCCAGUGUCCCUGUACAGAGGGAGGUUAUCCUCCAAACAGCCAGUGUCCCUGUACAGACGGAGGGGAUCCUCCAAACAGCCAGUGUCCCUGUACAGAGGGAGGGGAUCCUCCAAACAGCCAGUGUCCCUGUACAGAGGGAGGGGAUCCUCCAAACAGCCAGUGUCCCUGUACAGAGGGAGGGGAUCCUCCAAACAGCCAGUGUCCCUGUACAGACGGAGGGUAUCCUCCAAACAGCCAGUGUCCCUGUACAGACGGAGGGUAUCCUCCAAACAACCAGUGUCCCUGUACAGAUGGAGGGUUUCCUCCAAACAGCCAGUGUACCUGCACAGAGGGAGGGGAUUCUCUCAGCAGCUAGCAUCACUGCGCAGAGGGAGGAGAUCUUCCGAGCAUCAGGCCUCAUCCCUGCACAGAGGGAGGGGAUCCUCCAAACAGCCAGUGUCACUGCAUAG
Messenger RNA from Salvelinus fontinalis (brook trout), 1372 nucleotides. RefSeq lists its product as uncharacterized. Lineage: Eukaryota; Metazoa; Chordata; Actinopteri; Salmoniformes; Salmonidae. The record is from RefSeq and is a predicted model, not a curated record.